GUAGGUUUCAGUUAUUUAAGCCCUUUCUUUUAUAUUAUCUGUGACCGAAGCAAAAGAAAAGCGGUAUUUUUUAAAUCAUAUGAAAUUCAUAAAAUAAUGAGAUUUCUAAUUUCACGUCGUGAGAAUUAGAGUGCGUUAUUGAUAAAAGAUCUAGUUGAUAAAAGAUGGUGAUAUCUUGGUAAGCAAGCUGAAAGAAAGACAAGAUAUUGUGCGGCUAUUUUAAGAGCAAUGAAAUCGAGUGUUUCUCGAUAUAUUUUAAUACAACUAAAUAGAUAUUAAUUCUGGACAACAUUGUACUUUUAAAUAUCUUCCGACACCUGAAGGAAGUUUUUGCAAGAUUGGAAGCUGCUUAUCUAUUGACAAUUAUUAUUAUUGUUUAAUAGUCUUAAUGAGUUCAACGUAUUUUUAAGUGAGAUAUGGCAGAAGUAAGUGAAGGUGCGCUGUCGUCAGAACCAUUGCUACUUUUACCUGGUAAUCCUUUACAGUAUCCCAUAAUUUGGGGUGAAACGACAGCUCACUUCACGUGCAGAUUGUGCAUGAAAACGUUUUACAAUAAGAACGCUUUGCAAAAUCAUAAAAAGACACAGCACGAUGAUGAAGUCAUCAAUAGCGACGUGGAAUUCCAACAGAAAACUGCACAGUUCAGCGAUCAUAACAUGAACGGGCUGUGCGGCUUCAAUUUUAUACCUUUAAAUAAACACAAUGAUGAGCAAAUUACAGGACGUGAUGGUUUUAUCACGCGCACAUUUUCUGAAGACACGACCUAUUUAAUUAUUAAAAUCGAGAGAAACGACAUUGAUACCGACGCCAUGAAGCGAUUCCGACUCGAUGGUGUUGUUAAAAAGACACAAAUGAAAUCUAAACUACCGGUUGAUCUCAGGGGGCCAUUUACAUGCACAUUCCCUUCAACCCUGCGACCGGAUCUGCUGUGUCGUCAGAUUUUCUUCAACUGCUGUGAUUAUUCACUUCACUAUCGGGAAGAGCAUACUAAAAGACGCAAGGCCGCACUACGCUGUCAGGUUUGCGAGAAACGCCUCGAUCGGAAGUUCUACUCGAAUGAAACGAUCCCUGCCCAACUCCACGCCUCAACUCAGAUUCCUUUCUCUUGUCGCAUGUGCAGUCUAAUAUUCGGGGAUAGCACCGAGUACGAGGAGCACAAUCGUGUUGUCCACGCAAAGACGAAACCGCAUCAGUGCUCGAUUUGUGCUAAACGAUUCACUCAACAAGGCGGCUUACAGCAGCACAUGCGGAUGCACACAGGUGUCCGCCCCUUUGCCUGUACAUUCUGUCCGAAAGCAUUUACACAAAAAGCAGGACUGGACCAACAUCUUCGGACACACACCAAGGUGAAGCCGUUCAAGUGUGUCAUAUGUACUAAGUGUUUCUCGCAGUCGGUGCAUCUUCGGCAACAUAUGCGCACUCACACCAACAUACAACCAUUCGAGUGCUCCGUUUGUGGGCGGAGAUUCAAGCAAAGUAGUCAUUUAAAUUUUCAUAUGCGUUCGCAUGUUGGGGAUGGUUCUUUAGUUAUGGAUAAUUUUGUGCAAGGAGAAGGUCACGACAACCAAAUGCAAUUUCUGAACUUUCCGAACUUGCAGCCGGUGCAAGAUGGUGACAUGUUGUAUUAUGCAACAGAGCUCGCUGUCGCUCCUACUGCUAAUCAAAUGUCAUUUUCCUAUCAGCCACAAGUAGUAAUACCGGGCAACGUGCUCUCAUUCUGAAACAUACUCAAUAGAAAAUUCAACAAAACUAGGUAUUAAGGAUUCUAUUCAUUUAAUGAAUUAAAAUGCAUGCAAACAUGAUACUUACUUUUGUUUAAUUUUGGACUGAAUUUGGUGGAAAUUCUAACAAAACAUAACAUAAUAACAAUUAUUGGAUUCGAUUGCUUUUAUUUUAAUUUUUUAAAUGAAAUUGGAAAUAAAGUCGUUUAAUAUAGGCGUUA
This is a messenger RNA of Spodoptera frugiperda (fall armyworm), 1942 nucleotides long. RefSeq names its product zinc finger protein 182. NCBI's taxonomy places the organism in Eukaryota, Metazoa, Arthropoda, Insecta, Lepidoptera, Noctuidae. Gene Ontology annotation, cellular component: nucleus. Gene Ontology annotation, molecular function: RNA polymerase II cis-regulatory region sequence-specific DNA binding; DNA-binding transcription factor activity. The record is from RefSeq and is a predicted model, not a curated record. The coding region runs from base 417 to 1721 and encodes 434 amino acids. Gene Ontology annotation, biological process: regulation of transcription by RNA polymerase II. The transcript is spliced from 5 exons.